Leptopilina heterotoma is the source of this 3198-nucleotide messenger RNA. RefSeq names its product putative ankyrin repeat protein RF_0381. Bases 210 to 2504 code for a protein of 764 amino acids. The record is from RefSeq and is a predicted model, not a curated record. The transcript has 2 exons. Lineage: Eukaryota; Metazoa; Arthropoda; Insecta; Hymenoptera; Figitidae. Gene Ontology annotation, molecular function: protein binding.
UGUAAACAUAAACACAAACAUACCUGUAUUCAAUGUAUUUAAAAUCGUCUUUUCCUUUUGGAUUUAAAAAAUUAGCAUGAAAAAUUUAAAUAUUUUUCUGAAACUUGAGUGUAAAUUUUUUCCAUGAUAAGAUUUUCUCAAUUUCGAUGUCAACAAGUUUGAUCCAAUUAUUGAAUAAUUCAACAUAAGUCUCAAGGAAUAAAGUGGCAAUGUCGUCGAUAGAAAUUCAGUCUUUACUUAAUGCAUGUUACUCUGGCGAUGAGUGGACAGUAAGAAAUAUUCUUUCUGAUCACAAUUUUAAUGAUUACCUCGCAUCAUCUUCUGGUUAUUCACUACUUUGUUGUAUGCUUGAUAAUUCUAUAUAUUCAGUAAAACAUCAAAGUGAAUUACAACUAUACUACAUGUCAUACCAACACCUUUUAAACCAUUUUCUCGAAAUUUCAAAACUUCUUUUGCAACAUCCUGUGAAAGUAAAUGACGAAACUCAAGAUCACGAUCAGACGCCACUUCAUUUCGCGGUACAAAAUGGAAAUGUGGAAAUCAUAAAAAUUUUACUGGAAAAAGGGGCUGUUGUUAAUGCAACCAAUAAAGAGUUAAAUACACCUCUGCAUAUUGCUGUUUCAGAUAAAUAUAAUCUUUCUGAAAGUGUUAUUCAACUUCUACUUGAAAAUGGAGCUGAUAUAAAAAUUUAUAAUGAGAAUUCCAGGACACCUCAUGAUGUGUGUGUUAAUGCAAGUAUUAAGCGUAUUUUAUCACAGCAUGAAAUAAAAAUGCUUCUUGAUAGUGACGGGGAUAUUGAGGAAAAAGAUUGUUGGGGUUAUACAGCGUUACACAGAGCGGUGAACAGUGAGAGUUAUGAACUUGUGGAAUUUCUAUUAUGUAUCGGAUGUGACGUGAAUGCUGAGACAGAGUUUGAUGAAACACCUCUACAUCUUGCUAGCCAAAUUCGUCAUAAAAAAAUUUCGCUUCUUCUUUUACGAGCAGGUGCAGAUGUAAACGCUACUACUGUUGCAGAUGACACUCCAUUGCAUUUGGCAGUCAAACAUUUAUCCAAAGACGACGAUGGCAAAUUUCUAAAGAUGCUCAUAAAUAACGGUGCUGAUUUAACAGCUAUAAAUUAUGAUGGCCUGAUUCCUUUAAGUUACUCCGUUGGAAAUAUAUCUUUGACUGAACCUACAAUUCUUCUGGGUGAAAAUCCAGAUACUUGCGAUAUGACUCUAAAAAUGGCUUUUUGCCUUUCCUUUCUGGGUACCUAUUAUGAAACAAUACCUGACCUAAACAUUUGCACAGACCGUAGAGAUAAAUGUGAAUACCAGUUAAUCAGUGAAUUAUUUUAUAAUCAGGGUUUCAGGAUUAAUAUCAAAGACAUAAAAAAUCUGUCAAUACCAGAGGAAUUGACAUUAGUUACUCUAGAUCAUUCAACUAUGAUAGAACAUAGAAACAUUGUGCAAAGUCUUUUAAAUAAGAAAGAAACAUCCUGCGAUGAAAAAAUGAGGCAAGAAUUUCUAGAAUAUCAUGUAUUAAUAGGUGCCAUUAAAUACGGAUUUACUGAUAUUUUUUACAAAUUCUUACCAAGUGUUUGUAAUGUUAAUACUUGUUUGAUUGAUGGAUUUACAUUGCUACAUCAUGCCUGUGGAAAAGAACGCUUAAUUAUUAUCAACGAACUUUUGGCACGUGGUGCCAAUGUGAAUGCAAUUGGAGGCAGAAAUAAAUUUUCACCCCUUCAUGUAUCAGUGAAAUACAAUUGGGUAGAAAUUACCAGAAUGUUAUUAACUAACAAUGCCAAUAUCAAUUCUUACAGUUGCAGUAAUAAUACCCCACUUUGCAUCGCAGUUUAUAAGAAUAGAUUUGAAUGCGUUCAUUUACUUCUAGAAGCUGGCGCUAACGUUAAUUGUAUUAAUUCCGAAAACCACACUCCACUUUACUAUGCUAGCGUUUCCAAUAAAGACAUGAAUAUUACAAAACUGCUUCUGCACUAUGGUGCCACUUACUGUCCAGGGGAAACAGAACCAAUAUUUGAAUUUUCAAGAUCUCCAUCUAAAUCCGAUGAAAUAAUUCACCUGACAUCUGAUCACAGCGUAAAUUUAAGAGUCUUAGAUCACAAUUAUCCUAAAUGCCCUAACGAACUCGAAGAAAUGAAAAAAACAAAAAUUAGUGAAACUGAUGUGACAAUGCACGAUCUCUUAACUAUGUCACAUAGACGACUUUCUACUUUAAUGCGAAAUGGAAAUUUUCUCGAUUUUAUAAAUUCAUUUGAUUUUGAAACUUCAUUUCCGAAUUUUGCCCGUCGAUUUGAAGUGCGUGUAAAUAAAGCAGAACUUGAGAAGCGAUUAAUAGAAUUAAGUUACGACUGUUUUCGAAUUAUAGUAAAAUUUCAAUUACCCAUUCUCGUUUUAAACGAAAUUAUAUCGUACAUUGACACUGCAGAUUUACAUCGAUUUGUAAUCGCUUCACCAAUUAAAUCAGAAAUGAAAAAAGCGGUGCAAUUCCAUUGUUCCAAAUAGACUAAAAGUUUAAUUCACUUUUCUAAUUUUCGAAUCAAGAACAAUGCAUUUAUUUCGAUCAGUUUACAUUUGAUGUAAUAUAAAAAGUUUUUGUAUCAGUUUAUGUACUGAAAUUUAUAAUUUAUGACAAUAUAGAUUUAAAAUAAUUAUUGUACUUUGUAACAAACAUUAAAAUACAUUAAUAUCGUAAGUUAGAGUAAUAAAAAUGUAACCAAUGUACAAAUUAACUGGGUUUUUGUACCUGAAAAGUUAGGGCAUAUAAAUAAGGAACGUAAAAUUUAACAAUGUUAUAAAUUUAAUAAUAAAAAAAAAUAUUCAAUCGUUAAAGUCGUUAAGUGAACUUAUUAUAUUUCCAAGCAAUUGUUAAAAGUGUCUGAUAAAUUAUAACAAAAAACAUAAAACAAUGUACAAUUAAACAAUUUAUCAAUAAUGUUCGAUAAAUUAGAACACAAAAAAAUUCAAUUAUUAAAGUUGUACAAAAUAAACUCAUUUUAAUUUAAGCAAUGUACAAUUAAACAUGUCAUCAGUUAAUUAAAAUUGAACUAUUGUACAAUGAAAAAUUUAUCAGAACCUGUUCAAUGGCAUAAAAAAAUUGAUAUUAAACUAUUUUUGUAUUUUGUACUUAAUAUAUCUCUGCAUUCAAUUAUAUUUACCAUUUCCGAAUAAGAAUAUUUGGACCAUAUCAUAUAUGUUG